Molecule: messenger RNA, 1143 nt
Organism: Acanthosepion pharaonis
Lineage: Eukaryota; Metazoa; Mollusca; Cephalopoda; Sepiida; Sepiidae
Source: the annotation of a GenBank genome assembly
AUGUCUUUCUUUCUUUCAUCCAUUCAUUCAUUCUUUCUUCCAUUUAUUCUUUUUUUAUUUCUUUUCAAUUGGUCAAGACAACUUCGUUUGGGGUGUAUUUCUUCCUGCUUUCUUUUCUUUUCUUUUCUUUUCUUUCUUUCUUUCUUUCUUUAUUUAUUUAUUUAUUUCCGUUUUUCUUUAUUUCUUUAUUUAUUUUUUCCUUUCUUUCUUUCUUUCUUUCUUUCUUUCUUUUUUUUCUUCUUUUCUUUCCGUCUUUCUUUCUUUUUUAUUUCUUUCUUACUUUCUUUCUUUCUGUUUCCUUUCUUUUAUUCUUUCUUUCUUUUUUCUUCCUUUCUUUCUGUCUUUCUUUCUUUCUUUUUUCUUUCUUUCUUUUUUCUUCCUUUCUUUCUGUCUUCCUUUCUUUCUUUCUUUAUUUUUUCUUCCUUUCUUUCUGUCUUCCUUUCUUUCUUUCUUUCUUUCUUUCUUUUUUCUUCCUUUCUUUCUGUCUUCCUUUCUUUCUUUAUUUUUUUCAUUUCUUUCUUUCUCCCUUUUUGUCUUCCUUCCAUCCCUUCCAUCUCAUAUUCAUUCUGUCAUUCUGUUGUUAAACAACAGAAUUCCCUUUGUGAAGCCUUUUCUGUCUUUCGUCCAUUUUCUUUUUUUUUCUUUCUUUUUUUCUUUCAAUUAGUCAAUAUCAUUUUGUUCUUUCUUUCAUUCGUUUUUCUUUCUCUCUUUCAUUCCUGUUUCUCUUUCUUUUUAUAUACUUCUGUUUUCAUCAACACCAUGUUUUUUUUCUCUCCACCCCCCUCAUCCCUUCUUCUUCCUCCGUUCGUUCCUUCUAUUCGUCCUGCUUUCUUUCUUUUUCUUUUCUUUCUUUCUUUCUUUUCUUUCUUGUAUUUUCUAAGUUUUUCAUCUUUUCGUUUUCUUCUUCUCUCUUUUUUUUUUUUUCUUGGGUCAUGUUUUAAAGCAUUUUUCUCUUUUCAUCAACACCAUGUUUUUUUUCUCUCCACCCCCCUCAUCCCUUCUUCUUCCUCCGUUCGUUCCUUCUAUUCGUCCUGCUUUCUUUCUUUCUUUCUUUCUUUCUUUCUUUCUUUCUUGUAUUUUUCUAAAGUUUUUCAUCUUUUCGUUUUUCUUCUUCUCUCUUUUUUUUUCUUGGGUCAUGUUUAA